AGUCUAGGUAGAGUUAGUCUCAUGGUAUAAUUCGUCCUACUUUCUUCGUAUCGUAAAAGUGGGUUAGCUCGAGCGUAACUCGCCGAGGUCGUAGAGGUAGGGGGAUAUACAGGUGCCUGCCGUCAUUUAUUCAUCUCCAUUCGAUCGCCAUAGCUACUAGUUCGAUAACAAUACCUGACUGACCAGUCAGCCAGUCAGCCAGUCAGCCUGUCAGUGAAAAAGUUCAAUCCCUAAGCUCGGUCCUGCCGCACCUAGUUAAAUGUUCCAUGUGGCAACAUCUGAAACAUAAAUUCUGGACAAACUAUUUCAAGAAACAAGGAAUUUGACGUUUAAAGGGAUACGAAGAAAUGACAAUUGACUUUUCGAGUAUACAUCCUUACCACACAAUGCAGCGAAUAAGCGCAUAUACUUUGCGGCACCGUUAAACGUUAGCUACGUUUAGGGAAAGUUUAUGAACUUCUUAGACAUUAAGAAAGACAGUAGUUUAUCGUCUGUAUAAACAAUUUAUAUUGAGGUAUUGCGCGGAGUGUAUCUGUUCACUGUUUUACAUUUUUCAGUGAUAUAUUUCCUGGACAUCUUUGUUCGCGGUAUAUAAAGACAUGACUUCGUUCGAGGUGACGUUAUUUUUUGUGCUGUGCGCGUCUUCCUUCAGCUUGCAACAGCCCACCUUCUUCAAGAGUACUUACAAAGGUUUGAAUAGAAUCAAUCCUCGUGCAGCACUUUCAACAUCAGGUGAAAUGCUUGCCGUUUAUUACCAUGAUCAGACUGUAGCUGUUGUUGAACUAGGAAUGAAUAAUGAACUUCACAACUGCGAACUCGUUGAAGUCUACGAGCCACAUGAAGCCAUUGAAGUCUUAAAGAACUUAUCAUCGGAAGUACAACCGCAACAAGUAUCAUUCCAAGAAAUGAUGAAAUUAAUGCGUCAGUGUGAUAUACUUGACAAAAUGCAAGGCGAAAAUUCUCACACUUUAUCUACGAUACCUAAAGGGAAUGGAGAUGGAAUAAAUCCACUGAGUUUGCUCUCAGGAAUUAUACCAGGUACGAAAUGGUGCGGAACCGGAGAUAUAGCAGAAAAUUACCACGAUCUAGGAGAAGAAGCUUCUAUAGAUAGAUGUUGCCGAAGUCAUGAUCUUUGCCCUGUCAAAGUUCGCGCUCAAAGAAUGCGAUAUAACCUGACUAAUUACUCCCUAUAUACCAAAUCACACUGUAACUGUGAUGAUUUGCUGUACAAGUGCCUGAAGGCCGCCUCUCAUCCGUCCGGCAACGUCAUGGGACGUAUAUACUUCAAUUUAGUGAAAGUACCAUGUAUAGAAGAUGAGGGUACGAAAAAACGGUUUACAUCUGUAAAAAUGUAUUAUUAGAUUAUGACGCAGUGCUUGCCAACGGUUGUCUGCCUACAUUGCUAAAUACAUUGCCAUUUGUUUUAUUGAAUAAAUAUAAUUUUUUUGUAUAAGA
Messenger RNA from Cephus cinctus (wheat stem sawfly), 1455 nucleotides. RefSeq lists its product as uncharacterized. Gene Ontology annotation, biological process: phospholipid metabolic process; arachidonate secretion. NCBI's taxonomy places the organism in Eukaryota, Metazoa, Arthropoda, Insecta, Hymenoptera, Cephidae. The record is from RefSeq and is a predicted model, not a curated record. Bases 600 to 1361 code for a protein of 253 amino acids. The transcript is spliced from 5 exons.